This is a messenger RNA of Ramularia collo-cygni, 2625 nucleotides long. RefSeq names its product probable Probable beta-glucosidase A. The transcript is spliced from 8 exons. The coding region runs from base 1 to 2625 and encodes 874 amino acids. The record is from RefSeq and is a predicted model, not a curated record. Lineage: Eukaryota; Fungi; Ascomycota; Dothideomycetes; Mycosphaerellales; Mycosphaerellaceae. Gene Ontology annotation, biological process: glucan catabolic process. Gene Ontology annotation, molecular function: beta-glucosidase activity.
AUGGUUCAUCUUCACGUGGCACUUGCAGCGGCGCUGCCGUUUGCUCUUGCGCAGGUUCAGAACCAGACUUCUUCCACGGCCGCAACGUCGCCACCGGUCUAUCCUUCACCAUGGGGAGAAGGGCUCGGUGACUGGGCAGACGCCWAUGAGCAGGCCAGAACCUUCGUGUCUCAAUUGACAUUGCUCGAGAAGGUCAACCUCACCACCGGUGUAGGCUGGCAGAGCGAGAAGUGUGUUGGAAAUGUCGGUUCCAUCCCAAGACUCGGUUUCAAGGCACUCUGCUUGCAGGAUUCUCCUCUGGGUAUUCGGUUCGCGGAUUACGCCAGCGCCUUUCCUGCCGGUGUGACGGUCGCUGCUACAUGGGAUCGUCAGAUCAUGAGGCAGCAGGGAAUUGACAUGGGAACGGAACAUAAGCUCAAGGGCAUCGAUGUUCAGCUUGGACCUGUUGUUGGACCCCUUGGAAGACACCCCGAGGGUGGAAGGAACUGGGAGGGUUACUCUCCAGACCCAGCAUUGUCCGGCGUUGCUGUUUACGAGACCGUCAAGGGAAUUCAGAGUGCCGGUGUCAUUGCUUGCACUAAGCACUACAUCUUGAACGAGCAGGAACAUUUCCGCCAACCAUCCGUCACGGAGGAGGGCGAUGUACUGCCUGCUCUAUCCUCCAAUCUCGACGAUGUGACUAUGCACGAGCUGUACCUUUGGCCUUUUGCCGAUGCUGUUCGUGCCGGCACUGGAUCGAUCAUGUGCUCAUACCAGCAAAUCAACAACAGCUACGGUUGCCAGAACAGCGCUGCUCUGAACGGUCUCCUGAAAUCUGAACUCGGAUUCCAGGGAUUCGUACUCAGCGAUUGGCAGGCACAGCACUCUGGAGUCAGCUCGGCAUUGGCAGGACUUGACAUGACCAUGCCCGGUGACACGACCUUCAACAGCCGAUACAGCUACUGGGGAGCAAACCUGACCAUCGCCGUCCUCAACGGAACCGUACCACAAUGGCGUCUCGACGAUAUGGCUGUACGUGUCGUUGCUGCCUGGUACUACGUCGGCCGCGACUCCAACCAGGUCGAAAAUGCACCAACCUUUUCUUCGUGGACUCAAGACACCUUUGGAUUCAAGAACUACUUCGCCCGCAAGGACUACACUCUGGUCAACGAGCACGUCGAUGUCCAAACUGGACACGCAGAGCACAUCCGAGAGACUGCCGUCAAGGGCACUGUUCUCCUCAAGAACACUGGUGCUCUGCCGCUGACUGGUCAGGAGAAGCUCACUGCUGUGUUCGGCUCAGAUGCUGCGGAGAACUCAUAUGGACCCAAUGGCUGCGCUGACCGUGGGUGCAACAACGGCACUCUCGCAAUGGGCUGGGGUUCUGGAACCGCCCAAUUCCCAUACCUGGUCACUCCGCUUGAGGCAAUCAAGGCUGAGGUCCGAAGCAACGGCAAAUUCAUCGAGUCUGUCACCGAUGACUAUGCAUACAGUCAGAUUGCUGCUCUGGCUCGCCGCGUCCCAGACGUCAACGGCGUUUCCGUCGUAUUUGUCAACGCUGAUGGUGGUGAGGGCUACAUCACCGUGGACGGCAACGAGGGUGACCGCAACAACCUCACUCUGUGGAACAACGGUGACCGCUUGAUCCAGAAUGUCACCAGCCAGUGCAACAACACUGUCGUGGUCAUUCACUCUAUUGGUCCUAUUCUCGUCAACGAGUGGUACAAGAAUCCCAACGUGACCGCCAUCAUCUGGGCAGGCAUCCCGGGUCAAGAGUCCGGAAACGCCAUUACCGACAUUCUCUACGGAAAGGCCAACCCAGGAGGCAAGACACCUUUCACUUGGGGCAGCAACCGCACCGAGUGGGGUGUUGACAUCGUCUACGAGCCUAACAACGGCGCGGAGGCGCCUCAGGAAGACUUCAGUGAGGGCAUCUUCAUCGACUACCGUGCUUUUGACAAGAAGAACAUUACACCUGUGUAUGAGUUCGGUUUCGGCCUGAGUUACACCACGUUCGAGUUCUCCAACCUCGAGGUGGAGUCUCACUCUGUUGCGGAGUACACUCCAACUACCGGCAACACACCCGCGGCCCCUACCUACGGCACCAUCAGCAACAACACCUCCGAAUAUGUGGUCCCGGCAAACUUUUCCCGUGUCUACUCUUACAUCUACCCAUACCUCAACAGCACCGACUUGAAGGCAUCGAGCGGCGAGCCAAGAUAUGGAUUGGAAUACACUGCGCCUGAGGGCUCCAGUGACAGCUYUCCACAGCCAUACAACCCCGCGGGCAGCAAUGUUGCCCCAGGAGGUAACCAGGCUCUCUACGACGUGCUCUUCACAGUUCACGCCAACAUCACCAACACUGGCAAGGUUGUCGGCGAGGAAGUCCCACAGGUCUAUGUCAGCCUCGGUGGACCCAACGAUGCAAAGAUCGUGCUGAGGAACUUCGAUCGUCUGUCGAUCCAGCCGGGCGAGAGCACCAUUUUCAGCGCCGACCUCACUCGUCGUGAUCUUUCCAACUGGAAUGUCAUGACUCAAAACUGGGAGAUCACGUCUUACCCGAAGACUGUGUAUGUUGGUAACAGUAGCCGCAAUCUCCCUCUCAAGGCCACCCUUGAGAUGUCGGGCAGCCCAGGUGGGUACUAA